Messenger RNA from Glarea lozoyensis ATCC 20868, 2403 nucleotides. RefSeq names its product (Trans)glycosidase. Gene Ontology annotation, biological process: glucan catabolic process. The transcript has 6 exons. NCBI's taxonomy places the organism in Eukaryota, Fungi, Ascomycota, Leotiomycetes, Helotiales, Helotiaceae. Gene Ontology annotation, molecular function: beta-glucosidase activity. Bases 1 to 2403 code for a protein of 800 amino acids. The record is from RefSeq and is a predicted model, not a curated record.
AUGUUGUUCUCAUUUCUACAAGUAGCAGCUUUAGCGGCUACUGCCACUGCUCAAUCUGCUGUCUCUUCGGCCUCCAACUCCACAUCUUCAUACCUUCCAAUUCUGGGUCCAUAUGGAAACUCGCCGCCGGUCUACCCUUCUCCAAAUGCCACUGGAAUUGGAUGGGAAGCUGCUUUAGAAAAGGCCAAGGCAUUCCUUGCUCAGCUUACACCAGAAGAGAAGGAUGAUAUGGUUACAGGAAAGCCAGGCCCAUGUGUGGGCAACAUUGUACCUAUCCCACGUAUUGGUUUCAACGGGCUUUGUCUUCAAGAUGGUCCCCUAGCCAUUCGUGUUGCCGAUUAUGCUAGUGUUUUUGCGGCUGGUGUCUCUACCGCUGCAUCUUUUGACAAGAAGUUGAUGUACGAGCGUGGUCUGUAUAUGGGUGAGGAGUUUCGCGGCAAGGGAGCCCAGGUUGCACUUUCACCUGUCGCCGGCCCUCUUGGUAGAUCUGCCUAUGCUGGCAGAAACUGGGAAGGAUUUUCUCCAGAUCCAUAUCUUACAGGUAAGGCAAUGGAAGAGACUAUCAAAGGUAUCCAAGCCGCUGGUGUUCAAGCGACUGCCAAGCACUGGAUUGCCAACGAGCAAGAGACUCAACGAAACCCAACAUACAAUGGAUCUGUCAUCGUUCAAGAAUCAAUUUCAUCCAACUUGGACGACCGGACUAUGCACGAGCUUUACAUGUGGCCAUUUGCCAAUGCCGUCCGUGCUGGUGUUUCCAGUGUCAUGUGCAGUUACCAACGUUUGAACGGAUCUUAUACCUGCGAGAACUCAAAGGCCUUAAACGGGUUGUUGAAAGAAGAACUUGGCUUUCAGGGAUACGUUAUGAGUGAUUGGGGAGGAACUCAUUCCGGUGUCCCGUCGAUUGAGUCCGGUCUCGACAUGAACAUGCCAGGUGGACUUGGUCUUUACGGACUUACUUUUGGCGAAGCCUCUGACUUUGGCCGAAACGUCAGCAUUGCAGUUUCAAACGGAACUCUCGAUGCAUCUCGAGUUGAUGAUAUGAUCAUCCGUAUCAUGACUCCAUACUUCCAUCUCGGUCAGGAUGUCGACUUCCCCCUGGUUGAUCCUUCCAGUGGAGAUCUCAAUACCUUCUCGCCAACCGACACAUGGUUCAGAUAUUUCAACUUGAACGGUACUCGUUCUCGCGAUGUGAGAGGAAACCACAGCGAAUCUAUUCGCGAGUUGGGUGCUUCAGCUACCGUCAUGCUCAAGAAUGUCAACAAUACCCUUCCUCUCAAGGCUCCAAAGGUGAUUGCCAUUUUUGGUAAUGACGCUGGUGAGCCAGCUCCUGGAUACUUGAAUCAAAACAAUUACGAGGCCGGAACACUUGUCGCCGGUGGUGGUUCUGGAACUGGUCGCUUGACAUCCUUGGUUACUCCACUGGAUGCUUUGAAGGCUCAAGCGCUGAAGACCGGCGCAAUCAUCGAGCCGUACCUUAACAACACUUUGAUUGCGGAUACAGAUAUCCAAACUCUCCUUAACCCCGGACAACCAGACGUAUGUCUUGUCUUCUUGAAGACCUGGGCCGAAGAGGCUGCCGACCGCAAGUCUCUAGAUACCGACUGGAGAGGAAAUGAUGUCGUGGAGAGCGUCGCAUCUUAUUGCUCCAACACUGUCGUAAUCACUCACUCCUCCGGCAUUAACAACCUUCCCUUCGCCAAUCACACCAACGUCACUGCCAUCCUCGCCGCCCAUUUCCCAGGUGAGCAAACCGGUAACUCAAUCGUAGACGUCCUUUACGGCGCAGUCAACCCAUCCGGAAAACUCCCAUACACAAUCGCCCUCGAGAUCGACGAUUACAACGCUCUGCCACUCACUUCUGUCAACUCAACCGACCCAUACGCAUGGAACAUCUACUUCGAAGAGAAGCUUGAGAUUGACUACCGCUACUUUGACGCCCAAAACAUGUCCGUCCGAUACGAAUUCGGUUUUGGUCUCUCUUACACAACCUUCUCAGUCUCAGACUUGACCUUCCUUAAGUGUGGAAACGCCACAGUCACAUCUGUUGCCCCAGCAGGUGCUGUUAACCCAGGUGGUAACGAAGCGCUCUGGGAAACCCUAUGGUACGUCACUGUCGAAUUGACAAAUACCGGUACGGUCGCAGGCGCAGAAGUUCCACAACUGUAUCUCAGUUUACCAGCAUCCGCACCAGCUGGAACCCCACCAAAGCAACUCCGUGGAUUCGAGAAGGUCUACCUCGAGCCUGGUGCGUCGUCCACCGUCACGUUCCCAUUGAUGAGACGUGAUCUCAGUUAUUGGGAUAUCAUCUCCCAGGACUGGCUCAUUCCCGAGGGAGAGUUUGGUUUCAGUGUUGGAUUCAGUAGUCGGGAUAUCAAGCUGACUGCUGGUUUGACUGUUGUUUGA